CUCGCCCGGUCGUACGCACACCCGCUCACACCAGUCGCCGAACAGCACUACCGUACACGCGCGCGCGCAGACGUAAUCGCUACACGCACGCCGACGGAGAUCCGAAAAUAUUAAUAACUCGACGGCACUACCGAUCGCCGCCGAACAGACCGUGGCACCGUGCUCAGUCGCUCCUCGCUCAGUUAUACCGCCGCCGCCGUCCGCCGCAUCCCGGAGGAGCGCGUGUCGACCGCACGCGGCAAUUUCAAAUGUUCCGUAAUCUUUUUCAAGCUCUUCCCCGUCAAGUUUAACGCGACACCGCGUCCACGACGGUUAUUUAUAGUCCAUAUUUUUCGUAUCUCGGAUGCACUAUUGAUAUUUUUAUUAUUACUAUUGUAUCAAAUUGUAAUAAUCAACUUUUUACCACCGAGACUAAUACACGUAGUAAUAUCGUCAUUAAUUUAAUAAACGCUACACCGAGAAAAGCAUUUCGCCGAUAAUACAUUAUUAUAUAACCAAAUAUUGUAUAAUUUGUCAUACGUACACGCGAUGAGUUUCCUAAAGUUUACAUUCGCAUUGGUUUCGGUCGUUUUGGCCACAGGCACGGUUCGAGCGUGGGAUUUAAGCGUGGUAACUCCAGCUCAGAUUCAGUUCCUUACAAAAAAUGUCGUGGAGAAUACAGCGGCCGAUAAGUUGAAAAACAUGGGUGCCAUUGCGUAUGAUCCUAUUAAAAAAGACGUAUACGUUAGUGAUGCCAAUCAAAAAGUCGGAAGUAUAUUCCGGUUAAAAACUACCGGUGAUACAGCGUAUACCAUCAUCGAACCUAUCGUAGCCAAACAAAAUGUUACCGUACUUGGUAUGGUGUUCGACGAGCGUACGUCCACGUUGUAUUGGACUACCGGCAACGGACUGACCAUCAACUACGUUCAUGUACCAGAAAAUUCGACCAAGGUUCCGCUCAUAGGACACGUCCUGUUCAGGUUCAAGGAUGCAAUACCCCAGGGAAUAGCGAUCGACACGUGUCGAGGGUAUUUGUACUGGACAAACUGUAACCAUUUAAACGCGACCAUCGAACGGUCGCGCCUGAACGGUUCUGAUCGUCAAAUCAUAGUGCACGAAAACCUAUUCCAGCCGUUGGGCAUCGCCGUAGACGUAGAACGCAACUUGAUCUACUGGAGCGAUGAACACGAGGGUUUAUACUACAGCAUCGAGAGCAGCAACCCGGAUGGCGGUUCUAGGAGGACGCUCAUCCACGGUACGCACCACCAGCCGUUUUCUAUAGCUGUAGACGACCAGGACAUCUACUGGAGCGAUUGGAUCAACAACGCCGUGUGGACAAUGCCCAAGGACUCGUUCCAGGGCGGCGUGCAACCGUCGUUGGUCGCCAAAUACGAGAUGAUCAGCACGCCCAUGGGACUGAUAACGCCCACCGGCAACACUACCAUGAUCAACAGCACGUAUUGCGCGAUGCACAGGUCAAAAGACAUCGUGGUGACGACAACAGAACUGACACCGGAACUGAUCCCGUACGAGGUGCUGAAGAACAUUUGCAAGAACAAGGGCGUGUUACACGCCAACGGGACGUGCACGUGCGCCCCGGGUUUCGAGGGCGAAUACUGUCAGACGGGCGUGUGCGACGGUUACUGCGUGUACGGGACGUGCACGUUGUCGGACGCGGGACAGCCGACGUGCCAGUGCUCGGACACCAGCUACGGCGAACGGUGCGAUAAGCAGCUGUGCGCGGGCAGGUGCCAGAACGGUGGCGAUUGCACGUUGGACGGAGUGGGCAAUCCACGUUGUGAGUGUCCGGUCGGGUACGCGGGCGAAGCGUGCGAGUACAAAGCGUCCUGGCUGAACGAGGUGUGCACGGUGUACUGCCAGCACGUCAUGUCCAAACAACAACAGUCGUCCGUCUGCAGGUGCGAAGAAUACAGACAGCAAUUCGAUUACUCGGAAAUGGCUAUGCUCAAUCAUUCGGACCUUUCACCGUGCAGACUCAGCAAGAGCAUGGCGGCCGUGAUCGCCAUACUCACGGUGUUCGUCGUUUGCCUUUGCACCAUUACCAUAGUGCUGGCCAGGAAAGUGCGGUUGCUGGGCCGCCGACCCAGGAUCAAGAAGCGCAUUGUUGUGAACAAAAGCAUCACGCCGUUGACGUGCCGCCCUCCGCAACAGGAAAAUCAACAGUGCGAGAUAACUAUCGAGAACUGUUGCAACAUGAACAUUUGCGAAACGCCAUGUUUCGAACCAGAUUUUCGGUCGUCCAAGAUGGGAGGUCUGUUGUCGUUGGGCAAGUCGAAAAAAGAAGACAAAGCGAACUUGUUGAGCAAUACGGACAUGUCGAGCGAAGACGAAAAACCGUUGUAUUGAUGUAAUAGUCUGGUGUAAAACUGAAAUGUAACUUAUUCGUUUUUACCAAUGUUUUUACUUAAGGGGCUGUAUGGGUGUAACACAUUGUGCAUUGUUGUUGUCGUUGUUGUUGUAGCUGGACGAAUUUGUGAUAUUCUAUAUCGUUCCAAGCCAUUCGGUUUCCAAUUUUUUUACGAUUUAAACUGCCGAAGAGAGUAUCGAUUAGAGCAUUACUAUUAUUUAUUUGUAAAAAAACACUUAAACGAAAAGCUCGAUUUAUAUAUGCCUAGUAUGUUUUAUUGAAACGUAUCGUGUGUUUGCGAAAACUAUGUACCUGCCGCAAGUACGGUUUAUGUGGUUCCACACGUACGAUACGUUUGACUCUGAAUGCAUGUGCCGCUUUUAUUCUUUCCAAUCGUCCAGCCCCUCUCCCCCAAAUCCAUAUAAUUCUAUUGAUAUUAUUAUAUUAUUUUAUUAUUAUUAUUAUUUUUUUUUUUAAUGAGCUGUUUUUAAUACAAGACUGGAAAUUUGUAUCUUAAGUAUUUUUUUUUUCGUUUUAUUGUUAAAACUAGUGAAAUUAGUGUAUUGUCGUUACAAUAAGUAUUUGUAUUUACUAUAUUUUGUAAAUUAAAUAUUUAUCUUUAAAAAUAAAAUCAUACAUUUAAGAUAUGUAUGCUAUAUAAUA
Messenger RNA from Rhopalosiphum maidis (corn leaf aphid), 3010 nucleotides. RefSeq names its product protein cueball (gene cue). The coding region runs from base 529 to 2346 and encodes 605 amino acids. The transcript has 7 exons. Lineage: Eukaryota; Metazoa; Arthropoda; Insecta; Hemiptera; Aphididae. The record is from RefSeq and is a predicted model, not a curated record.